UCACACACACACUAACAUUCCUGGCUAGGCGCAAACCAUUGAAGUCGUGGAACCCAGCGGGUUCAAACCGCAUAAGUUUGACAUUAGACAGAGGGAGUAUUGUCUAUUAGAUUGUCCAUGAUGUGAGUUUUUUUUAUCGAUGCUUGAAAUCUAAUUUUGCCUUUUAGCCUCGAUGCAACCCACUAUAAUACGAGAAUGGUGAAAGAUGGAUUCCUAGCAUGGAUGCAUCUACUUUACUUGAUGCUUUACAUGACAACAUAUGCGGAAGGACUUGUCAGACACAAGGCUCAUGCAACACGUUGCAGCUAAAUUAAAGCUGAAAUGGUGCAUCCAUGAUUCAAUGUUGUUUCUAGCAUCGAACGCUGUGGACAGUUCCAUGUGAUUCGCUGCAACAAUAAAGAUACACAGCAAUGCGAGCAGCCCAUGCUAUAUAGACGCAUGCCUUCCGGGCCUCUCGACACUCCCAACGCAUUUUAACAGCGUGUCUUCUUUCCUUAUUUGAUAAUUUAUUCCCUUUUUUUGGGACAAGGUCUCGCUACAAUUUCGGGUGCGUUCCCUCGCUCGAUCGCCAAGCACAAGCAGCCAUUGGCCCAUUGCCAUGGAGAAGCAGAUGAAGACCGUGGUCCUCUACCCUUCGCUGGGCGUGGGCCAUCUUAACCCCAUGGUUGAGCUGGGCAAGGUCUUCCUGCGCAGUCGCUUGUCUGUCAUCAUCGCCGUCGUCGACUCGCCCGACGCCAUGGGCCGCCUCGCCACCGCCAACCCGGACAUCACGUUCCGUCACCUCCCAGUCCCUCCCACCGGCAAGGACAAGUACUCGCACCCUAUCAUGCGUACCAUCGACGUGCUUCGCGUCGCCAACCCCGCGCUCCGGAGCUUCCUGCGCACGCUCCCGGCCAUCGACGCCGUCGUGGUCGACAUGUUCUGCACCGACGCCCUCGACGUCGCGGCCGAGCUCGACAUCCCCGCCUACUUCUUCUUCACAUCCCCGCUCGGCCACCUCGCCGUCAACGUCCACCUCCCGUACAACUUCCCCGCGGUCUCACUGAAAGACAUGCCCGAGACCAUGCUGCACUUCCCCGGGGUGCCGCCGAUCCGCGCGAUGGACAUGGUGACCACGGUGCAGGACAGGGAGAGCGACAUCACCAGAGCACGGCUGCGCCAGUGCGCGCGCAUGCCUGAAGUGAGAGGCUUUCUCGUGAACAGCUUCGACUGGUUGGAAGCACGGGCGCUGAAAGCGCUCAGGUCUGGGCUCUGCACGCCCGGCCGCUCAACGCCGCCUGUCUACUGCAUUGGGCCGCUGGUACCGCCCGGGAACACGGGAGGAAGCAGGGAGAGGCACGCCUGCCUCGAGUGGCUGGACACGCAGCCGAACCGGAGCGUGGUGUUGCUCAGCUUCGGCAGCAUGGGCAUCUUCUCGGAGCCGCAGUUGAGAGAGAUGGCACGCGGGCUAGAGAGUUCGGGGCACAGGUUCCUGUGGGUCGUGCGGAACCCACCUGAGCACCAGAGCAGCAAAUCAAUCGAGCCGGAUCUGGAGGCGUUGCUUCCGGAUGGUUUCUUGGAGCGGACUAGGGAGAAGGGCUUGGUGGUGAAGAACUGGGCGCCGCAGAUGGAGGUGCUGCGGCACGACGCCGUCGGCGCGUUCAUCACGCAUUGCGGGUGGAACUCGGCGUUGGAGGGGAUCGUGUCCGGCGUGCCGAUGAUCUGCUGGCCGCUGUACUCGGAGCAGAGGAUGAACAAGGUGCACAUGGUCGAGGAGAUGAAGGUUGGAGUGGCGGUUCAAGGCUACGAGAAGGAACUGGUGGAGGCAGACCAAGUGGAAGCAAAGGUGAGGCUGGUCAUGGAGUCCGAUGAAGGGAAGAAGCUUAGGAAGAGGCUCGCGAUGGCAAAGAAGAUGGCCGCUGACGCUCUCAAGGAAGGUGGGUCGUCAUACAUGGGGCUCGAGAAGUUCUUGGAAGGCCUGAAGAAGAGCAGCCCGGAGCUGAAGGCAUAA
Messenger RNA from Sorghum bicolor (sorghum), 1990 nucleotides. Its product is annotated as anthocyanidin 5,3-O-glucosyltransferase. Bases 599 to 1990 code for a protein of 463 amino acids. The record is from RefSeq and is a predicted model, not a curated record. The transcript has a single exon. NCBI's taxonomy places the organism in Eukaryota, Viridiplantae, Streptophyta, Magnoliopsida, Poales, Poaceae. Gene Ontology annotation, molecular function: UDP-glycosyltransferase activity.